Molecule: messenger RNA, 1353 nt
Organism: Hirsutella rhossiliensis
Lineage: Eukaryota; Fungi; Ascomycota; Sordariomycetes; Hypocreales; Ophiocordycipitaceae
Product: pyridoxal-phosphate dependent enzyme domain-containing protein
Exons: 1
Coding region: 1-1353 (450 amino acids)
Cellular component (GO): cytoplasm
Molecular function (GO): cysteine synthase activity
Source: RefSeq, a predicted model, not a curated record
AUGUCCCUGACCCAGCACCCCAAGGCCUACGCCUCGGCCGCCCUCGUCGCCGCCGCCUUUGCCGCCGGUGUCCUCGCCACCCUCGGCUUCAAAGACCUCUAUCCGGACCUCGAGCGCCGCUACCAGCGCAAGACCAGCGCCGGCGGGCGGUCCGUCCGCCGCCAGAGCAGCUUCUUCUGGGGCUCGCCCCUCACGCUCGAAGACCAUGAAUCCGACGACGGCGAGCCGUUGACAGUCGCCGCCGCAGCACCGCCAGUCGCCGACGGCAUCGAGGCCUGCAUCGGCAACACGCCCCUCGUCGAGAUCCGCUCCCUGUCCGAGGUCACGGGCCGCACCAUCCUUGCCAAGGCCGAGUUCCUCAACGGCGCCGGCAACAGCCCCAAGGACCGCGUCGCCCUCGGCAUCAUCCGCCAGGCCGAAGCGGACGGCCUGCUGACCCCCCACCGCGGCGACACCAUCUAUGAGGGCACCGUCGGCAGCACCGGCAUCUCCCUCGCCACCCUCGCCCGCGCCCGCGGCUACCGCGCCCACAUCUGCAUGCCCGACGACCAGAGCCUCGAAAAGUCGGACCUGCUGCUGCACCUCGGCGCCGCCGUCGAGCGCGUCCCUGUCGCCCCCAUCACUAGCCCCGACCACUUCGUCAACCUCGCUCGCCGCCGCGCAGCCCAGCACGCCCAGUCGGCCGCCGACGGCAGCAGGGGCUUCUUCGCCAACCAGUUCGAGUCGCCCGCCAACUGGCGCGCCCACCUGCACACCACGGGGCCCGAGAUCCUGUCCCAGACAGACGGCGCCCUCGACGCCUUUGUCGCCGGCGCCGGCACCGGCGGCACCAUCUCGGGCCUCGCCCGCUACCUCAAGCUCGAGGCAAAGCUAGCCCGCAUCCGCGUCGUCCUCGCCGACCCACAAGGCAGCGGCCUCUAUAACAAGGUCAAGCACGGCGUCAUGUACUCGUCGACGGAGCGCGAAGGUACCCGCCGCCGCCAGCAGGUCGACUCCAUCGUGGAGGGCGUCGGCAUCAACCGCGUCACCAACAACUUCGAGGCCGGUCGUGAUCUCAUCGACGACGCCGUCAAGGUCUCCGACGACCAAGCCUGCCGCAUGGCCCGCUGGCUCGUCGAGAGGGACGGCAUUUUUGUGGGCAGCAGCAGCUCCGUCAACUGCGUCGCCGCCGUCGUCACCGCCAUGUCUCUGCCCGCAGGGAGCCGUGUCGUCACCGUCCUGUGCGACUCGGGCACGCGCCACCUCAGCAAGUUCUGGAAGCGCAUCAAGGAGCUGGGGCUGGAAGACGACGAGACCACGGACCUCUUUCUAGAGCUAGGGAUACCCAAGGCGGGAGAUGAAUCACGUAAAUAG